Messenger RNA from Panicum virgatum (switchgrass), 1334 nucleotides. RefSeq names its product protein TIC 20-v, chloroplastic-like. NCBI's taxonomy places the organism in Eukaryota, Viridiplantae, Streptophyta, Magnoliopsida, Poales, Poaceae. Bases 305 to 931 code for a protein of 208 amino acids. The transcript has a single exon. The record is from RefSeq and is a predicted model, not a curated record.
UCCUCCCCUCCCCACGACUCCACGGCACGUCAGCAGCCGCACCGCCAACAAACCAACCAAUCCUCUCCGUCUCCCAUUCGGCCACAUCCCCGGAACUCCACAAAAAUCUCCACUCCCACCCGCGCGGAGGAGGCAGCAGCCGCCGGCGCCCGCGCGGCGCCACUGCCCCCACCCAAACUCCUCGCCUCGCCUCGCCUCGACCGCCCCCGCGCCGCGCCCCCCAAAAAUCUCCACCCCCUACCCGCGCCGAGCAGCGGAAACAAGCCACACCCGCCGCCGCCCAUCCCGAAACGCGCGGGCCCCCAUGGCAUCCGCCGUUUCGCUCCUCCUCCUCUCGUCCCCGCGCCCGCUCCGCGGCGCCGGCCUCCUCCGCGUCCCCCGCCGCGGCGCCCUCCUGCCGCUACCGGGCCCCGCCCAGGCGGCCCCGCCGCCGCGCGCCUCCAACAACAACGACAACAGCGGGGCCGUGGAGGCGCCGGACCGCCUCGUCGCCGCGGUCGCCUACCUCUACCCGUUCCUCGACGGCGCGCACCACGGCCGCUUCCUGCUCGCCCAGUUCCCCGUCUUCAGCGCGCUGCUCCGCCCGCUGGCCCCCGCGGCGCGCCUCUUCCACUCCUCGCCGCUCACGCCCUUCCUCCUCUUCCUCACGCUCUACUUCGCCGUCGUGCGGAACCAGCAGGCCUUCUCCCGCUUCGUCCGCUUCAACGCCAUGCAGGCCGUCGCGCUCGACGUGCUGCUCAUCUUCCCGGACCUGCUCGCGCAGUCCUUCGCGCCGUCCGGCGGGGUCGGCUUCGAGAUCUUCCAGAGCAUGGAGAGCACGGUGUUCCUCUUCCUGCUCGUAUGCUUGCUGUACGGCGGGGGCGCCUGCCUGCUCGGCAAGACGCCACGGUUGCCCAUCGUCGCUGAUGCGGCAGAGCGCCAGGUGAUGUGACUACACGGUUCCCUUGAAUCAUGCUGGUGGAAAGGGAAAGGGGGAUCUGUGAUUCACAGUAGCAUCUCGAUUUCUCAACGAUUCACCGGUGCUUGCUGUAAAUCACAAGCUUAGUAUAGUUUACAUUAUUGUCCAUAGCUCUAGCUACCAAUUUAAUGGAUGAAUUGUGGGAGGUUGAUACAGUGAUGUUGCAACCUAGUGUACUCCCAUCUUUAUGGAAUUGACAAAUUUUGAGAGGGAGCAGUACAUAUACACUGUUUUACAAUCUGAAUUGCAUUUACAAAUGAGGAUUGGAUGAAGCAGUAGGUUUCUGACUACUCUCCCUAAGCAGUUCCUCUGCAUCCGAAUGGAAGCCUAGGUCAUUAAACGUGUUUGCAAUAUAUAAAUAAAAGAAUUGCAUCAA